Xenopus tropicalis (tropical clawed frog) is the source of this 4760-nucleotide messenger RNA. It is a transcript of the gene auts2, whose product is annotated as AUTS2, activator of transcription and developmental regulator. The record is from RefSeq and is a predicted model, not a curated record. The coding region runs from base 1 to 3138 and encodes 1045 amino acids. The transcript is spliced from 16 exons. Lineage: Eukaryota; Metazoa; Chordata; Amphibia; Anura; Pipidae.
AUGUAUCCUAUUGGGAUUGAGCUGAAACCCUUCUCUCCCUCUCAGCACCGGGACCUACACCGAUUGCAGGUUUCGGAUGCCAGUUCAGAGAAAUUAUUUCACACCAUCUCAAAUAAUGAUACAGAGCUGGGUGUCAGGUUACUGACAACACGUGGCAGCAAAAAUGCAACGGGUCAAGUUGUGCCGAAAGUGUCAGGUUUAGAGAGAAGUCAAGAGAAGAGCCAAGACAGCGACAAGGAGCUGCAGCUUGAUGUUUUAGUAUCAAAGGAUCCAAUCCUGCCAUCUUUGCCUGUUGUCCAUGCUGAUUUGGAAUCCCGGCCUAUCCUAGUUUCUCCUGGACCCACAUUAGAUUCUUGCACGGAGAUACCUUUACAGACGCAGUCUGAGUUUCCUCAUGUUACUCUAGAUCACGAAGCACCAUCGCAACCUCAAGCACCAGUACAGAAGGCACCAAAGCCCCAGCUGCUGUCCCAGACCCCAGUUCUCCCCAGCCCUCCAACAGUGCAACAGCGCCCUCCGUCCCAGAAUUUGCCUCAGUCUUUGUGCAGUUAUAACAGCAGCAGCUUAAGUGUAAACAGUUUGAGCAGCAGCAGAAGCAGCACUCCAGCCAAAAGUCAAGCAACCUCUUCACAUCUGGGUCAUCAUCCAUCAACAUCACCUUAUCCUUUGUCCUUACCAAGCCACAGUCCUUUGCAUAGGUUUACACCCACUCUCCAACCGCCUGCUCACCAGCACCACCCCAAUAUGUUUGCCCCGCCCACUGCUUUACCUCCUCCACCACCACUGACUUCAGGGACACUUCAGGUUCCAGGACAUCCUGCUAACAGCACUUACUCAGAGCAAGACCUUCUCAGACAAGAACUGAAUACACGCUUUUUGGCUUCUCAGAGUGCAGACCGUGGUGCAUCGUUAGGCCCACCUCCAUAUCUGAGGACCGAGUUUCACCAGCACCAGCAUCAACACCAACACCAGCACACGCAUCAGCAUACACACCAGCACACCUUUACUCCUUUCCCACACGCUAUCCCACCUACCGCCAUUAUGCCGACUCCAGCACCACCCAUGUUUGACAAAUACCCUACAAAAGUUGACCCCUUCUACCGCCACAGUUUAUUUCACUCAUAUCCUCCAGCUGUUUCUGGAAUUCCUCCCAUGAUUCCUCCAACUGGUCCAUUCGGCUCACUUCAAGGGGCCUUUCAGCCUAAGACUUCCAAUCCUAUUGAUGUCGCAGGCAGACCUGGAACUGUCCCACAUACUCUCCUGCAAAAGGACCCCAGGUUGACAGAUCCUUUCAGACCCAUGUUGCGGAAACCUGGAAAAUGGUGUGCCAUGCAUGUUCAUAUCGCCUGGCAAAUAUAUCAUCACCAACAAAAAGUAAAGAAGCAGAUGCAGACAGACCCACACAAGCUGGAUUUUGGCCUGAAGCCGGAGUUUUUGAGCAGGCCUCCGGGCCCCAGCCUCUUUGGUGCGAUUCAUCCCCAUCCACAUCCCCACGACUUGGCACGCCCUUCAACGCUCUUCUCUGCUGCUGGUGGCACACACCCUGCAGCGGCUCCAUUUGGUCCACCACCUCAUCACAGCAAUUUCCUUAACCCAUCAGCUCACCUUGAACAAUUUAACCGACCAUCCACAUUUAGCGGUCUUGCUGCUGUUGGUGGAAGUGCCUUUGGUGGACUAGGAAACCCAUCAGUUACAUCCAACUCAAUGUUUAGCCAUAAGGAAGGGCCUAACAUGCAGAGCUUUAACAACCCUCACGAACCAUGGAAUCGGUUGCAUCGAACUCCACCUUCAUUCCCUACUCCACCACCAUGGCUUAAACCUGGGGAGUCUGAAAGAAGUUCCUCUGUAGCAUCCCAUGAACGAGAUGCAGACAAACGAGAGACAGCAACUAAGGAUGAUAAAGAAAGGGAAAAUGUUGAGAAGAGACACUCAAGUCAUCCUUCGCCUGCACCUAUUAAUCAGGUGAACUCUACAGGACAUAACCGCAGUUUAUCUGAGCAAAACAGAAAUAAUUUAAACAAUGAUGUGCGAGAGAAAGAAAAGCCGAAGGAAAGAGAAAGAGAGCACUCUGACUCGUGGAAAGAAGCAAGUAUAGAGGAACACAAAACAAAGGACAACCAUAUUUUAGAGAAAGACAAUCUUGUUCAUGAAAGUAGAACAAUAGAUGAAGCAAAACAGUUAAAUAGGGUACCUUCACCUUAUGUCAGACCACCUACAAUGGAAAAUACUAGACCUAACAGUAAUUCUAAUCGAGAGACUGAGAGAAAGACUGAGACAUAUGAUAAUCAAAAGAAAAGCAAUGAUGUGAAAGUAAAGGAAGAACGAAAAGAAGAGCAUGAUAUAGUUGUCCCUGAUGGAUCUCAAAUUCAUAGGACCUCUGAACAGCCUCCACCAAUAUCUACAUCAAAUGUCCAUCCAAGUCAUUUAGCAUCUCUGCCCAUGGCUAUGGGAGUAGCUGGAAUGCAUCCAAUGAACAGCAUUGGGGGUUUAGAUAGGACUCGCAUGAUGACCCCUUUUAUGGGAAUAAGUCCUAUACCUGGUGGGGAAAGGUUUCCAUACCCAUCCUUUCAUUGGGAUCCUAUGCGAGAUCCAUUGAGAGACCCCUAUAGAGGCCUUGAUAUUCAUAGGAGGGAUCCACUGGGAAGAGACUUUUUACUGAGAAAUGAUCCACUUCACCGUUUAACUGCGCCCCGCUUGUAUGAAGCUGAGAGGUCAUUCAGGGACAGAGAGCCUCAUGAUUACAAUCAUCACCAUCAUCAUCUUGCUGUUGAUCCACGUAGGGAGCAUGAGCGUGUAAGCCAUUUGGAAGAAAGAGAGCGAUUACAUAUGCUUCGAGAGGACUAUGAACAUGCCCGUCUUCAUGCAGUUCACCCAGCUGCUUUGGAUGGUCAUCUUCCUCAUCCAAGCUUAAUAACUCCUGGACUUCCUAGUAUGCACUAUGCCAGGGUCAGUCCUACCACAGGACAUCAAAAUGGAAUCCUAAAUAAGACUCCCCCAACAGCAGCAUUAAGUGCACCACCACCACUUAUUUCUACUUUGGGAGGAAGACCAGGCUCUCCCAGAAGGACUACUCCCUUAUCCACAGAGAUCAGAGACAGACCACCUUCGCACACACUCAAAGACAUUGAAGCACGAUAGAGACAGAAUAAAAUGACUUGACAAAAAUAAAUGGACAAAUAACUCGAUUAAGCAGCAAAGAGCUUAAUAUUUGAUCAUUGUAAAAAUGUAAAGUCUACAAGAGCAAUGAUUUUCAAUCUUUUGUAUAUUAUAUGUGGAAGACUUUCAGAUCUUUUAGCAAUUUCAGAUGUUUGUUUCUUUGUUUUAUUUUGUUAAUGUAAAGCAUUGGGUUGGAACAGAGAGAAAUAAUUCAUUUCAACCAUUGGACUUAUUGGACAAUAUUAAAAGGAAAUGUAAAUAUAUAUAAAUAUAUAAAAAAGGAGAUUUGCUUCAUUGGGUAAUGGAUCAUAUAUGCAAAAGGGUAGAAUGAAAGCUUUACUGUGUAUAGUUGUAAAUAGACUUGAAAUAAUGAAAUAAUGUAUUACAAAAAUACUGUACUUAAACUCUUCAGUCUGCAACCUUACUCUUCAAACACAGACUGCAUAUACUGUGUUUCCUAUAUUGUUAGAGACAACUUAACCCCUCAACUAUGCAAUUAUUAUAGAGGCUUAUCACAAAAAGCCUUUCAAACACAAAAAGGAGCAUUUAAAACAUAUACACAUAAGCUGAAGUCAAAUUUUCCACAAGAAAAUCAUAAAGCGUAACAAUGUUUUUUUCUGUCAUCUGUUAUGGAUUAUAGUCACAACCCGAAAUACUGGUUAUAAACUAGAGUGUUUGCACCUCCCAUAAUUAAAAACACAAUAGUUUUUAUUCUCCUACAGAUACCAGAAUGAUCUUAGGUAUUCACUAUAUAGAGUCACAGGAAAUGGGAGAUGACAGGGUCUUGCUAUUACCAAAUUCUUGAAUGGUAAGGCACAUUUUUGACCUGUAGCACUACUGCAGUACAGUGCAUUAGCAGCAAGGUUGCUGCUAGUGAAAGCCAUCCUGGACACUUGCAGUCAGUGUCUCUCUUUUCCUAAUCCAUAACUGAGACUAGUGUUCCAUGUCAACAGGAGUUGAGGAUCAUAGCUGCUGUUGAGCUCUAAUUGCAGAUAUUAACAAUGUUGGAAGUAUUAGUCAACAGCAGAUGGAUAUCUGUCAGAUGCCCGUUCCUGCUCUGUGGAACUAGGGAAGAUUUGACUUUAUCUGAAGAAGAAUGCCAUUAACAUUUGGUUUCCUGGGCUGUAAAAUAUAUGUAUUAAAUAAACAUAGUCCAUUGGUCUUCUAGUGUAUUAAAGUGAUAUCUUAAGUUGUUAUCCUGUUUUGGAAAAAAAAUUAAUACAUCUCCCAACAGUUGUUUCUAAUAAGCAGAGAUCUAUUUUAGUAGUCAACUGAAGGAUUAGUUGUGAGCUUCAGAUUUUGUGAACUCCAGAUGUUGUGCAGUGUUUUUUUAAGGAACAAACCCUCCCAAAAGAUUAUGUACACUGGAACAGUAGUGGUAGCUUUCAGUAUUGUAAAGAGAUUGUUAUAUACAAACCUUUUUGCUGUUUAUCCUGUAUGUAAUAAAUUCCUUUCUAGAACAUAUGUAAAGAGGAAAAAAAAGGUAACCGAAAAGGAAAAAAAAAAAAUAAAUGAAGAGACUCGAUCUUCAGCAUGUUCCUCAUCAGCGAAGACUUGUGUUAUGUAAAUUGUGCCAUGUUAUUAAAAAAUGUGAACUAAACUUC